Molecule: messenger RNA, 4257 nt
Organism: Dentiscutata erythropus
Lineage: Eukaryota; Fungi; Glomeromycota; Glomeromycetes; Diversisporales; Gigasporaceae
Source: the annotation of a GenBank genome assembly
AUGAAUUUUGACGCUUUCAGGAACAAAUUGUUGUCAAAACCUAAAUAUGAAUUUCGAGUUGAAGUUAAUCAAAGAUGUCUGAUCGAUAAAAUGUUAGCAAGAUAUUCAUCUGAAUUUGCAGUAUUCAGAGAAUUAUUACAGAAUUCAGAUGACGCAAAAUCAUCAGCUGCCAAAAUCGUAUUUAUGGGUACUAAUGGUGGGACUCAUUCGAGAAUGCUCUUUAAAAAUAAUGGGUUUGUUUUCCGGCAACAAGAUUGGGACAGACUAAAGAAGAUUGCCGAAGGAAACCUCGAUGAGCAGAAGAUUGGUGCUUUCGGUGUUGGAUUUUAUUCAGUGUUCUCAAUUUGUGAAGAACCAUUCGUAUCUUCCGGAAAGCUUGGUAUGGCAUUUCAUUGGAAAGGUGACCAGUUACUUGUAAAUCAUGGCCCCAUCGAUAACAGCGACACCAAGUGGACCACCUUUUUAUUAGAUAUGAGAGAGCAUUUGAAGUUUCCUGACUUGGACGAACUCGGUCGUUUUCUGGCAACUGCAUUGGGGUUUACAGCCAAUCUUCGCAAAAUCUCGGUAUAUUUUAAUGAGGAUCGCGUGAUUCGUAUCUCGAAAGAAGUUAAUCCCCCUCGACCAAUUAAUAUUAGAUCUGACAUAAAUAGCGAGUCUCCAAAAAAAAUGUUUAAGCUUGAAUCAGUCAAUGUGCAAACUGUUAAAUUUGAUGCCUAUAAGACUGUUAUUCCCCAUGGAACAGUAUCACUCAGCAACUGCCUAAAAAAAAGUGCGACUGUAUGCUUUCAAAUCGCUAGCGGAAAUCUAAAAGCUCAGAUCGAUGAUAAUUUUUCAUCAGAAAUGGAGAGAUUAACAAAGAAAAAACCACCAGGUCAAACUACUAUUCAAAUUAUUCUUCCUGGAUACAAAGACUUGGAAUUUUCUGAUGUGGUGGAUAAAAAACCUUUGUCUAAAUUAAUCUCUCGUUUGAGUACUACAAAAAAUAAACAUACCAAUAUCGACGACGAUUUUUCUUGUGCAUUCAAUUAUAACAGUACAGAUGAAUCUUUUGAUAUUUUCAAAGACUUGCUACCAUUUCCUGAACAAGGAAGAAUCUUUAUUGGUUUUAGAACACAUCAAACAACUGGUUAUUCUGUGAAUUUAGCAGCUCGAGUUAUACCAACAGUCGAGCGUGAAUCGAUUGACUUGGCUCAAAAAACUCUUACCAUAUACAACACAGAAAUGCUGUGCUUAGCAGGAACAUUAUGCCGCCUGCUAUAUGAAGAUGAGAUGAAUCAAAUCUCACAAUUGUACCAAGUUGAAUCCAAUAAUGAUAAAGUGAUGCUCAAAAAACGUUCAGCACAUGCUCUCAAACAUUUUACCUUCAAUUCAAGCACCCCAGAUAUUAAAGUAGGAAACAUAAUAGAGACCCAAUUUUACAAAUGUUGUUCAUCUCCAUUGUCUAUUUUGUCUACUCAUGGUGUCAAAGCCAUCAAGGUUGUACGGUUACUUAAUCCAGAGAUGGCCACGUUUAUUAAAACUGUUCCGGCCGUUCCAAAAGUCAUAGAAGAUCAAUGUGCAGAAUAUUUUAAAAGAGCAAAUACUAUCUUGAAAAUCAUUGAAAAGGCUUCUAUAAGUGACGUAUUUGAGGAAUUGAAAAAUCGAACUCGGAAUCAGUGUGAGAUGAGUCAGAAUGAAAUGGUAGCUCUGAUGAAUUGGUGGAUAAUAUUCCGUUGGAGACAACAAAAUUUUCCGAAAUCAGUUUAUGACAAACUAAUGCAGCUAGCCGUUGUACGAAUUGAAAACAAGAACGUUUGUCUGAAAGUUAUUCGUUAUUUCCAAAAUCCAGAAGUCAUUAGACCAGGAUUGGACAUCCCACCAGAAGUAUUACCGUAUGCUAUUAGUAAAUAUUUCGAUGGUAGAGAAUUACAAAAAUCGUUCAACUGGACUGAGCUCACUUUGGUUACAUGGACUCAGUACAUUAUUAAAAAACACAACCUGAAAUAUGAUCCAGUUUUUGCAGAGAAAUUUAUAAAUGUCCUUUCACAAGGCUUCAAAAGUUUAGAAAUGAAAGAUCGAUCUACUAUAUGCCAAUUACUGUCUGAAAUCGAAUGUAUUCCAACUCAAUUUGGUAUGAAAAAACCUAAAGAAUCCUAUUUUCCUGAUGAGACGUUAUUUUCAGACUUGCCCAAUGUUAGCAUAAACGUUAAUGAAGAAUUUUUCACAAUGUUGGGAAUACAUAAGCACGUAGAAUUGGAACGUGUUUUCGCUCGACUUGUUAAUAGCAAAAAUUUGAAUCAUAUGAAACUUUUAGAAUACUUCACAAAGCGUGCGGGGGAUCUUAAUGACACUAAUAUAGAUAAAUUAAAAAAAGCUCCAGUUUGGAUAAAAGAGUCUGCUGGCAAUAAUAAGUUAGAGAUUAAUGCUCGAAGAUAUCUGGCAAGAGAAUUGUACGUACCAAGUGAUAAAAAUAGAGAUCUCGAGUUGCCAGUAAUUCAGUGGGAAGGGGAUUGGAACAAACAUUCGGAAGAAGCCAAAUUUAUCAAUAUGCUUGGACUGCAAGAAUAUCCAUCUUUUCAAACUAUUAUGAAACUUAUGACAGAUAAAUCUUUCAGUCUUCGCGGAAAGGCACUUAAAUAUUUUGUCAACAAUUUUAAUAAGAAAUAUUCGAUAGCAUACAAACCAAGUUUAGUCCAAGAAAAAUUUUUACCAUGCGCUAACUCUAACGUUUACGCAAAACCAUCAGAAUGUUAUUCAAUUCCUGAUUGUGCAAAGAUGGGGUUUAAUGUUUUACAUCAAGAUUGGCGCCUUUGGGCUGGCCAAUUGGGAGUCAAACAACACCCUGAUAACCUGUUGCUGUUAAAUAAAUUGGAACAAAAUCCUCCAAGAAAUACAGAUGAUGCGGAAAGAAUCUUUGGAUACUUGGCAACGCGUAGUGGUUACUUUCUCAGUUCUAAUUGGACAAGACUUCAGAAUAUUGCAUUCAUACCCGUCCAAGAUGAAGUUUCACCAUAUAGAACUAUUUAUUAUAAAUCGAAAGAUUGCCUUUUCAAAUCCUCGAAAGAAAUUUAUGCAGAUUUGUUUCCAUGUGUUGACUUUGGUUACGAUGCGAAUAAGUUUCUUGAAAGUUGCGGCGUAAAACGAGAACCAUCUGCGUCGGAUUUAGCUGAAUGUCUCACUAGGUCAUCUCAGAAAUUUUGGUCAAACCUGAAUGAUAAGAGUCAAUACAUUGCUAUCCUACAAACCAUUGCGAACAAUUAUGGAUCUAUCAAUUAUGAAACACUUAAUAAAAUGAGACGAUAUCCAAUUUUGAUGGGCGUAAAAAAGCAUGAUAAGUCCCCCGAUAUUUAUUAUUUAGCCAGUGCUAGCAAUAUUUUUAUAAAUGAUAAUGAUAAGUAUAAAGACAUGUUUAAUCCGUUUACCUGCCCAUUCGACGAUAAAUUGGAAUUAUUUUAUCAAGAUUUGGGAUGUCAAUCCCUUGAUGCUAGCGUUACAGAAGAACCUCAGCGUAUAGGAAUAAAGAAGGAUUCGAGUAUUUCUAGUGCUGUGAAACAAAGAAUUAUGGAGCGUAUACCCGGGUAUUACUCUAGUAUUAUAAAUGGUAAAUUUAGAGUUGAUGAAACGUGGAUACAAAGAUUAAAAGUUAGAGUAGUUGAUCGAAUAGAUAUGAAUUAUAAGCUUAUUACGACGCAUCAGAAUCAGAUAAAAACUGCCCAAGCCUCCGCUUGCAUUUCGCAAAAUGAGAAUUCAUUUAUUCUUUAUAUUACUAAUGAUAAUAAUGAUAUUAAUUACGCGGACAUCGCAACUUCUUUAACUAAGCAUAUUCACGAGAAACCUAAUAGACAAAAUCGUAUAAAUUUGUUCACUUAUUUGACUUCUUCGCUAGAAAAUCUGCGACGACUUGGUUAUCCUACUGAAAAGGUAAAAAUCACUGCUGCUGCACCAUCACUACCUGUGUCAGGAAAAACAUUAUCGCCUGUAGCAGUACCAGUGCCUACGAAUAUAUCCUAUGAUGAAUUAGAGAAAAAGUUAUUUAACGGGAUUAAUUCUUGCAAGUCAAAUGGUCAAAAGCAUGUCCCACGAGAUAAUAGCCCUGUGAUUGAAACCACAGUACCUGAGAGUCAUUAUGAAUCUCCGUUAAAAUAUGUCAAAACUUUGAAUUCAAUUGAAUUUCACAUUCCAGAGAGUUUGAAUCCUUAUAAUAUUCUAAAUGCUACUAUGGAAAAACAAUUAAAAUGUUUCAUUGAUGUUCUUAUCAGACAGCACCCUGUUUUUUAA